Amorphotheca resinae ATCC 22711 is the source of this 2079-nucleotide messenger RNA. RefSeq lists its product as hypothetical. The annotation marks the transcript as partial. Lineage: Eukaryota; Fungi; Ascomycota; Leotiomycetes; Helotiales; Amorphothecaceae. Gene Ontology annotation, biological process: potassium ion transmembrane transport. Gene Ontology annotation, molecular function: potassium ion transmembrane transporter activity. The transcript is spliced from 5 exons. The record is from RefSeq and is a predicted model, not a curated record. Gene Ontology annotation, cellular component: membrane.
AUUCUCAUCUGGCUGGCCUACCAGUCCACCGGAGUCAUAUACGGUGAUAUCGGAACCAGUCCCCUCUACGUCUACUCGUCCACCUUCACCAGCCACCCAGCAUACGACGACCUGCUAGGAGCGCUUUCCAUCAUCAUCUGGUCGCUGACACUUAUGGUCACGGUCAAGUACAUAUUCAUAGUCUUAUCAGCCGACGAUGAUGGCGAGGGAGGGACCUUUGCCCUGUACAGCCUCCUGGCGCGCCAUGCCUACAUCGUGCGGCGUGACCCCAACGUUAACGGGGCACUGAGGAUGGAGCGACAACUCACCAGGGACAUGAAACCGGCGAACAAGGGCGUUCGAACGGUGAUUGAGAGGUCCCGGACUGCCCAAGUUUUCCUCCAGAUACUUGGAGUCUUGGGAGUUGCCAUGGUCAUGUCGGACGGUGUCCUCACCCCUGCGCAGUCGGUAUUAGGAGCGAUUCAAGGUAUCGAGGUCGCCCACCCCAACAUCUCGUCCAGCACCAUCGUCGGGUCAACGUGUGCCAUUCUCGUCGUCCUUUUCGGCGUGCAGCCGUUUGGAACCUCCAAAAUUGCAACCACCUUUGCGCCUAUCAUCAUCAUCUGGCUGCUCUUCAACCUCUGUUGCGGCAUCUACAAUCUGGCAAAAUUCGAUCACUCAGUCCUCAAAGCGUUCAGUCCCUAUUUUGCUGGUUCGUACCUGAUGCGCAACAAGACAGAUGGGUGGCGGUCCCUGGGUGGCUUGCUACUUGCCUUUACAGGAGUUGAAGCACUUUUCGCCGACCUGGGCGCUUUUAGCCAAAGGGCUAUCCAGCUCUCCUGGCUCUGCUUUACGUACCCAUGUCUGCUGCUCGCAUACAUUGGCCAAGCAGCAUAUAUCUCGCAAGACGCCACUGGAACUGCCUAUACCAACCCGUUCUUCUACACGAUCAUUCCGGGAACCUUCUACUUUAGUCUCGUGAUCGCUAUUCUGGCUGCCAUUGUCGCUUCGCAGGCUAUGAUUACUGGCGCUUUCCAACUCCUUUCACAGAUCAUGACGAUGUCGUACUUCCCUCAUAUCAAGACUGUUCAUACAUCUAAGCUAUUCCACGGCCAAGUUUAUAUGCCGUUGGCGAAUUGGUUGCUGAUGAUUGGUUGCAUUGUUGUCACAGCUGCAUACAGCAACACCACAAGACUCGGCAAUGCCUAUGGCGUCUGUGUUAUCUUCGUAACAUUCAUCACUACCUGUCUCGUCUCCCUCGUCGCAAUUUUGGUUUGGCGCAUCAACAUACUAAUUGUAAUCUUCUUCUUCCUCAUCUUUGGUUGCCUCGACGGCGUCUAUCUCUCCUCGGCACUCACCAAAGUCCCCACCGGUGCCUGGUUCUCGCUCAUGCUCGCAUGCAUUCUCUCUUGCAUCUUCGUCCUGUGGCGCUUCGGCAAGGAGCAGCAAUGGAAAGCGGAAGGGGAAGACCGUUUCCAACCCUCCCAGCUCCUCACUUCGACCGAAGGUGGGGAGUUCAAACUCACCGCAGCGUACGGUGGCGGUGUUGUCUCCAGUACCAAUGGUGUUGGCAUCUUCUUCGACAAAGUCGGUCAUAUGGUACCCAUCGUAUUUGCACAAUUUGUGAGGAAGUUCAGCGCCCGCCCGGAAAUCACCGUCUUCUUCCACAUGCGUCCCUUACCCACACCAUCAAUCCCAGAAUCCGAAAGAUACAUUAUCCAGCGCACGUCGAUCCCGAGCUGCUAUCGCCUCACCGUGCGACAUGGCUAUAUGGACUCAGUCGUCUCUCCUGAUCUAGGGCGCAUGGUCAUCGAGCAACUCAUCUUGUUUAUAACUCGCGGAAAUUCGAGCAAUACCAUUUCCGGAGACUAUUCGCCAGCGAUUCGCUCGGAACUCGACGCUCUCGACAGAGCUGCCAAUGCACAGAUUGUGUACGUGAUGGGCAAAGAAGAGAUGAAGAUCAAAAAGGGGACCAAUAUCAUUAGGCGGUUCCUCUUAAUGAUGUUCUUGUGGAUGCGAGAGAACAGUAGGACGAAGAUGGCGGACAUGAACAUUCCUACCGAUAACUUGGUCGAGGUCGGGUUCGUGAAAGAGAUUUAG